AUGUCGCGGCAUCUCGACGAAAGUCAUCUCGACGCUCUGAGCAUCAUUGAGCGAGUCAACUCCGUCUUUUCAUUACUCGGCUCCGUCUUCAUUAUCGGUACCUUUCUAUUAUCCAAAGCAUUCCAUAAACCGAUCAACCGCUUGGUAUUUUACGCUUCCUUUGGCAAUAUGAUCGUCAAUAUUGGCACAUUAAUGUCCAGAUCAUAUAUUGGUGAUUCUAACUCUGUGGGCUGUCAAUUGCAAGCUUUCCUUAUCCAGAUGUUCAUGCCCGCGGAUGCCUUCUGGACUCUCACCAUGGCCAUCAACGUCUACUUGACGUUUUACUACAAGUUUGACGCUCAGAGAUUGCGUAAGAUGGAAAUCUACUAUCUUGUCGCAUGUUAUGGUAUCCCAUUUGUUCCAGCCUUUGUCUACAUAUUUAUCCGGAACGACGAUGGUGAAAGAAUGUACGGUAAUGCCACACUCUGGUGCUGGGUCAGCACCGAAUGGGACAUAUGGCGUAUUAUAACUUUUUAUGGUCCUGUUUGGCUUGCUAUCAUUGUUACCUUCUUCAUCUACAUCCGUGCCGGCAGCACAAUCUACCGCAAGCGCAGAGAAUUGCACGGCUUUAGUUCGAACGACCGAGAUUUAGCUUACGGCGGUGGAGAUCAUAUUACUACACUCAAGACGACCGAAGUCUCGGUGACGACAGAGGUUGUGAAGCCGGACGGGAUCCUUUUACAGCCCAUGGGCGGCCGUGUGCCAGGCUGCGGCAAUCCUAGCGCUACCAGUGGAAACUACUCAGUUCACAUAUCAGCUCAGCCAAGCUCUGGGGAUAUCGAAGAGGAAAUGUCCCCUAUCGACAGGGAGCAGACACGAGCCAGUAUCCAAGUUCCUCAACAGCAGCAACGUUCUGCCGCCCAAACGAAUCGAAGACGGAAUCGUGAACUUAACAACGCCUCGUGGCAGUACACCAAGUGCGCCAUACUGUUCUUUACGGCGAUCUUGAUCACAUGGGUUCCCUCGAGCGCCAACCGUGUCUAUUCCGUUUUCCACAAACGUUCGUCGGGACCUCUCGAGUUCAUGAGCGCCUUUGUGCUUCCCCUUCAGGGUUUCUGGAAUGCCCUCAUCUACAUCGUUACAUCUUGGAGCGCGUGCAAAAACUUGAAGAGCGACUUACGCAUGGGUCAACGUCCAGAUGUGACGGAACUUGUCGGUGGUAUGAGACCUGAAGUUGGACCUAACCACCACACGGGUCACCACCGACAUAGUCUUGGCCAUAUCCGACGAUCCAAUAAGUACGAGACGGAGAGUAUGACUGAAUUGGCAAACGAGAGCCGGUCAACUUCGAAUGACGAGCGACGAGAUCAUGAGUCUGUAUGA
Messenger RNA from Fusarium venenatum, 1362 nucleotides. RefSeq lists its product as uncharacterized. Gene Ontology annotation, biological process: adenylate cyclase-activating G protein-coupled receptor signaling pathway; cell surface receptor signaling pathway. Gene Ontology annotation, cellular component: plasma membrane. The record is from RefSeq and is a predicted model, not a curated record. Gene Ontology annotation, molecular function: G protein-coupled receptor activity. NCBI's taxonomy places the organism in Eukaryota, Fungi, Ascomycota, Sordariomycetes, Hypocreales, Nectriaceae.